GGGUGUAAUUUUUAAAGAAAUUAUAUGUGUUUGAAACAAACGGACCGUUGAAUGAACAAGAUCAUGGAGUAGACAGGAAACAUGGCGGACGAGAACUUUAAAGUGCGACUAGAAGAACGAUUAAAAAUAAAAAUAGGAGAAGCCAAGAAUUUACAAGCUAGAAUACAUGGAUCUUCAACACAAAGAGAUGUUUACUGUACUCUAUCCUUAGACCAAGAAGAAAUUUUUCGGACGUCUACAGUGUAUCAAACAUUAAGCCCAUUUUUUGGUGAAGAAUUUCAAUUUGAAGUACCGAGAAAUUUUAGAUUUGUGUCUAUAUAUGUCUUUGAUCGUGACAGGCAUCUAAGGCAAGAUAAAGUGUUAGGGAAGGUUGCAAUUAGGCGAGAACAUUUGGCAUCUUAUAAUAACAAGGAUCAUUGGUUUCCUAUUAAGGCUGUCGAUGCAGAUUCUGAGGUCCAAGGGAAGGCAAAUAUUGAAAUACGAUUCGAACCUGAAUUUGAACAAAUGUUUAACAAAAAUAAAUCCUCUGGAGGAUACAAUUCAAGUAGAAGACUGUUAGUUCAAGUAGUGAAGUGUUUAGAUUUAACUUUAAAAAAUGGUGCUUGUGAUCCCUAUGCAUUGGUGUUAGUAACCUAUACAAAUGGAAAACGUAUCUCGAAGCGAACUAAAGUGCGGAAAAAAACCACAAGUCCUCAGUUCGAUGAAGUUUUUACGUUUUAUAAUAGUGAAGGGAGAGAUAAUAUGUGUGAGAGUGACUCUGAAAUUUGUGAACUACAUGUAUCGAUAUGGCAUGAUACGCCUGGAAUGAGUGACGAUGUGUUUUUAGGGGAGGUUCGUGUACAAUUACGGGGGAUGCAACAGCAAAAUGCUGCACAUAGAAGCGCGUGGUACUUUUUGCAGCCAAGGUCCGGAAAAAACCGUCCUUUUCUUACACACUCUACACCUCCAGGUACAAGACUUUCUAGCGAUAAUUCUCUCGGCUCUCUACGUCUUCAGGUUCAAUACACAGAAGAUCGAGUUUUCCCUGCAAAUGUUUAUGAUAAUCUCAAAAAUUUAUUACUUCAAAGCAUACAUAUACAACCCAUAACAGCUACUUCGGUGUACAUACUAGGUGAAAUUAUAAACAAAAUGGAUAUAGCACAGCCUCUGGUUAGAAUAUUUAUGCACUAUGAUAAAAUUGUCCCAAUUAUUAGAGCGUUGGCAAAUGUAGAAAUUUCAAAUGUCACAGAUCCCACGACCAUAUUUAGAGGGAAUACUCUAGUUUCAAAAAUGAUGGAUGAAGCCAUGAGGCUUAUUGGCUUACAAUACCUGCAUAAAACUUUGAGGCCAACCUUAGAAUUAAUAUGUAAUGAACGUAAACCUUGCGAAAUCGACCCAACUAGAGUUCGAGACGCAAAUACUAUCGCCACGAAUUUGGCAAACCUUAAAUUCUACAUACAAAAAAUAUUUGAUGCCAUUACUCAAAGCGCAGUUCAUUGUCCGACCCUUAUGUGCCAGAUUUUUCACAAUUUGAAGGAAUGCGCGUUAUUACACUUUCCAGAGAACAAGGGUGUAAGAUAUUCCGUUAUAUCCGGAUUUAUUUUUCUGAGAUUCUUUGCACCCGCUAUUUUAGGUCCUAAGUUAUUCGAUUUAACGACACAGCCUAUUGACUGCCAGACAAAUAGAACACUAACACUAAUUUCAAAAACAAUUCAAUCGCUUGGUAACUUGGUUAGUUGUCGCUCUACCCAGCAAGUAUGUAAGGAAGAGUAUAUGGAAUGUUUGUAUAAAGCAUUUUACACAGAAAGCCACAUGACGGCAAUGAGACAGUUCUUGGAAAUUAUAUCCGCUAACACUUCUAGUCCACAAACCAUUGAAAAUGAUACACCAGUAACACUGAAAGAAGGGCUUAUGAUCAAAAGAGCCCAAGGAAGAAAAAGAUUUGGGAGGAAAAAUUUUAAACAGCGAUACUUCAAACUCACUACUCAUGAUCUCAGUUAUUCCAAAAGUAGGGGACGAGAUGCUUUGUGCCAAAUUCCCCUUUCAAAUAUAUUAGCAGUAGAAAGACUGGCUGAAACAUCCUUCAAAAUGAAAAAUAUGUUUCAAAUUGUCCAGCCAGAGAGGGCGCUAUAUGUACAAGCAGCUAACUGCGUAGAAGAGAAGGAAUGGGUGGAUUUGCUUACCAAAAUUUGUCAAACUAAUGCAAAUCGGCUGAAAAAAUAUCAUCCGUCGGCCUUCAUCAAUGGACAAUGGUUAUGCUGUAAAUCACCAAAUGAGUUGGCUCCUGGGUGUAGCGAGGUUUCACGAACAGACAACAACUACCAUAUGACCUUGGACCCUGAAAGAGAUUUGCAGAGGAUUCAUUCUUUGAUCAUAACCCAUAUAACGACUUUGGAAGCGUUUAUAAAAAUAUCCCAGAGCGAGGAAACCAUCUGCAAUAUCUUAAAGCAAUUAAGAGAGGUGGCUUAUCAAAUCGAACAGAAACAUAGAACUUACAAACGUACUUUGGAUCGCAACAUUAAAUAUGGAAGUUUAGCUGCCCCCAUUGGUGAUGAUAAUUAUCUGUUGGCAUCCAGAAUGAAUCUCGAUACUUCCAUCUUAAGAAGGUGUGUUUCAAGCGAGCCGAAUUGCCCUUAGCACAUUAUAAUGUACAGUUUUAAUGUACAUUAAAAUACAUAAAGAUUCUCAAAUUGAAGACUGUUAAAAUAUUUAUUAAGCAAUUAAAUAACACCAGUGUAAUUCUAAAGAAACGAAACGAAAAACUUGUUUUGAUGUUGAUACAUGAAAAGAUUUUAAAUAUUUUUUUAUUAGACCGUAAGUUUUAAGUACAGACAAUCACUUAUUUUAUUUUUUCAUUGUAUAAAUUGUUUGUUUUGUAUUAAGUAAGUACAAAUAUGAAUUAACAGUGUCUUAUAUAAAUACAUCCUUAUUAAUAAAAUGUGUAUCGUAUGCAGGGUUUGUAAGAAUAAAGAAUAUUUUCGGAAUGUAUAAAUAAUAGAAAGGCAUAGGCGCUAGUAGUUUUACCGGAAUAAUUAUUUUCUAAGAGUUGAUUGAGUAAUAAUAUUUUCUAGCUUUACUAAAAUAUGAAAGAUUACUUAAAACUACUAGUUUGUAAAGAUAUUACAAAUCUUUAAGUUAAUUUUAUGUCUUCCAUAUCAUAAUUAUGGAUUAUUGUUUAUUGUAAGGGUGUUAUUUUUAAGGCAGUUUAAAGUUGUAUAGUGUAAAUAUUUUGUUAAGAGGCCAUUAAACAGGGCAUUUAUUAUCAAUAUUUAAGUUCUAUCAUAUUUUAUUUAAUUUUUUUUAAAUGGCUUUUUUAAUUUUUUUGUAUUUUUAUGUACUUUUAGUUCUAAGGUCGUCCCAAUUUCAUACUGUUGUGUUUAUUUAUUUUCGAUUAUUCUUUCAAUAAUUAAUGCUUUAAUUAUCAUUAAAUGUAUUUAUUGUCUAUUAGGUUUCUUCUUUAAAAACUAAGUAAAUUUUAGUGGAACUGAAUUUCCCUAGUUUUUCGCAUUUAAUGCAUUUUCUUUCUUGUUUCUUAUUAACUUAUUAACUGUUUGUAAAUUAAUGUUAAAUGUUGUUUUUAAAUUAGUUUUAAAUGUAAAUUUUUUUAAAUC
This is a messenger RNA of Anoplophora glabripennis (Asian longhorned beetle), 3590 nucleotides long. RefSeq names its product GTPase-activating protein (gene RasGAP1). NCBI's taxonomy places the organism in Eukaryota, Metazoa, Arthropoda, Insecta, Coleoptera, Cerambycidae. The transcript is spliced from 12 exons. Gene Ontology annotation, biological process: regulation of GTPase activity; intracellular signal transduction. Bases 82 to 2616 code for a protein of 844 amino acids. The record is from RefSeq and is a predicted model, not a curated record.